AUGCGGCCACCACGAGCCUCAGUCGCCCGCGUGUGUCUCACUGCGCUGCUAGCACUGACCCCGUUAACAGCCGCCUACGACCUGGAUCCCGACUCGCGAGAGUCGAUCCUUGACGUCGCAAAAGACAUGGCCACGGACAUGAUGACAUUUUACACCGGAAAUAAACCCGGGGCACGCCCGGCUAUAUUCCCCUGCCAUACUACUGGUGGGAAGCGGGCCGUCUUCAACACGCAGGCCGCCCGCUGGAGCACCGAGUACUGCAACGGCGGGCUACGGUGGCAGAUUUUCGAGUGGAACAACGGCUUCGACUACAAAAACACCAUUUCCCAGGCCUGCUUCUUCUCCCUAGGCGCCCGCCUCGCCCUCUACACGGGCAACAAGACGUACGCCGAGUGGGCCGAGAAGACGUGGGACUGGACCUCGGGCGUGGGCUACAUCGACGACAAGUGGAACGUGUACGACGGCGGCUACAUCAACGACAACUGCACCGAGCUGACCCCGUACCAGUGGACGUACAACAUUGGCGGGUUCCUCUUGGGCGCGGCCGCCAUGUACAACUACACAGAGGACGAGAAAUGGAAGGACCGCAUCGACGGCCUCCUCACCGGCUCGGAAAAGUUCUUCAAGGGCGACAAUCGCGACAUCAUGACCGAGGUGGCAUGCGAGUCCGUCGAUAGGUGCAAUAUUGACCAGCAGUCCUUCAAAGCCUACUUUAGCCGAUGGCUCGCCAACGUCGUCAAGUGGUACCCCGGCGCCGCCGAGAAAGUCAUGCCGUGGCUGCGCGCGUCGUCCGUCGCCGCCGCCAGCCAGUGCACCGGCGGCGACAACGGUCGCAUGUGCGGGCUCAAGUGGAGCAGCGGCAGCACCUGGGACGGCACGACGGGGCUGGGCCAGCAGAUGGCCGCCCUCGAAGUCACCCUCGCCAACCUCAUCGAGGAAUCGCGCGCCCCCGCCGACAUCGUGUUCAAGCCGAUCACGACGGGCGAUCGCGCGGGCGCCGGUAUUCUCACGGCCGCCGUCCUCAUCGGGCUCAUCGGCGGUUGCGCCUUUGUCCUCUCAGAGGACAGCCACGAGAAACAGGUCAAGAGCCAGAGCCUCGGACCCCGCGCUCCCGGGAAAUUUAGCUCGACGCUCGCGUCUCUGGGUAUCGGGACCGGGGCGGCGGGAUUCGUGGGCGGCUUCGGCCACGGCAAGGGAAAGGAACGGCUCGACUCCAACGAAAAAAAGGAUCCCGGCAAUCCAAAACGGAAGGCGCAUUGGACGGGCUCCCGGUAUCUAUAUUCAUAUUCCAUAGAGGGGCCAACAGCUUCGGCGGCAUUCGCCGCCUACGUUGCCGGCAUCGUUGCUGAGACAGGCUAUUCCUACUUCGUACACCCCAAACACCACCUCACCGCUUUCCAUCCGGUCCUUACUCUUUGGGCGUUGCCCCUCGCCUUCGCCGCGCAGAGAGUCUUCCACAGGCGGUACGUCAUCGCAAGAAAGGCGCGCGCGAACGGGUGCAAGCCUGCCAAUGCAUACCCGCAGCGAGACCACCUCCUCGGCAUAGACGUGCUCCUGCGCAUCUUGAGAAGCGUGGCCGAGGGCUCCAUUAUCCAGGAGUGGGGCCGGUGGCACGAGCAGUACGGAAACACCUUCACGACCGAUGUCCUAGGGGCGACGACGUUCUUCAUCAAUGAUCCCGAGAACAUCAAGGCGGUUCUGUCCCGCGACUUUGAGAGCUUUCCAAUCCAGGGCCCAAGGCUCCUCACCACCGUCAUGAUUGUCGGGGAACACUCGAUCCUAUCGUCGAACGGGAAAGCGUGGCACGAUGCGAGGGCCUUGAUCCGGCCUACCUUUGUGCGGAAUCAAGUCUCGGACCUGGCCUGCAUGGACCGCCACCUGGAGCACUUUUUGGCAAAGAUUCCCGCGGAUGGGUCGACCGUUGAGUUGCAGGAGCUGUUCCGAGUUCUCACAAUGGACACGUCAACUGAUUUUAUGUUCGGCCAAUCGACAAAUAUCCUGACGCAGCCGACCCAAGAAGCCAUCGACUUUAGCAAAGCUUUCGAUUUUGGCACUCACGAGGCGGCAAGGAUUUCACGAACCGGGGCGCUCUCGAUUUGUGCCCAAGGCACAGAUGCCUUGAGCAGGAAGGCAACUCCGGAGAGGAGCUACAUCUUCCUCGAUGAGCUAAUCAAGACCGAUGCUACGCAGGACCAGAUCCGGGACCAGAUCCUCGGCCUCAUACUCGCCGGGAGAGAUACUACUGCUAGUGCACUCUCCGUGUCCUUCUGGAUCCUCGCCAGAAGGCCAGACCUCGUCGCCAAGAUUCGGGAGGACAUUGACCCCUUGAAUGGGGAAAAGCCGACCUGGGAGCAGCUCAAGAACAUGCGCAAUCUCAACUUUUUCAUCAAAGAGCACAUCUUUGGUGAGGACGCGGAGGAGUUCCGUCCCGAACGGUGGGAAAAUCUGCGCACCUCAUGGGAGUGGAUCCCCUUUUCUGGCGGCCCACGGAUCUGCAUCGGCCAACAAUUCGCCCUGACGCAACUAUCCUAUACCAUUGUCAAGAUCCUUCAACGAUUCGACACGAUCGAGCCUAGAUCCGACGAACCUUUGAAGCUUAACUAUGGAGUAACCUCAACCAUCGAAGGCGGAUGCCAUGUCGCUUUCACACCAUCGUAA
Messenger RNA from Parascedosporium putredinis, 2658 nucleotides. Lineage: Eukaryota; Fungi; Ascomycota; Sordariomycetes; Microascales; Microascaceae. The record is from the annotation of a GenBank genome assembly.